AUGGGCGCCAACUGGAGCUUCGAGCUGCAGGACAUCCUGAGCUGGCUGGCCGCCCCACACAACACGACAUCUGGUAUUGGCAGCCAUAUCCAGUACCAGCAGUUCUGGGACUGUGUACUUGGGGUCAGUGUGGGCAGCUGGACGCUCCGGCAGGCGGCGCUGUCCGAGCUGGUGGACGCGGUGGUGGCCGGCGCGGUGGUGGAGCUGGUGGUGGAGGAGCUGGGCUCCCGGCUGGCCGGCGUCCGCAGGAGGACGCGGCUCAGGCGCCGGCGGCGGCGCCGCGUCAAGCUCUGCAGGCGGUGCGGCGCGAUACACAAGACGGGCGCGUGCACGCGGCCUGAGCGGGCGGCGCCGGUGGCUGGGGAGCGGUGCGCCAUCUGCCUGGAGGCGGUGGGGGCGGCCGGGGGCGGCACUGGGGACGCCGUGGUGCUGCGGUGCGGCCACGCCUUCCACUACGGGUGCGUGGUGCCGUGGUGCCGCUGGCGGGGCUCGUGUCCGCUGUGCAGGCGCCGCCUCCAAGUGCCGGACUAG
Messenger RNA from Schistocerca americana (American grasshopper), 531 nucleotides. RefSeq names its product RING-H2 finger protein ATL64-like. The record is from RefSeq and is a predicted model, not a curated record. Gene Ontology annotation, molecular function: ubiquitin protein ligase activity. Gene Ontology annotation, biological process: ubiquitin-dependent protein catabolic process. The transcript has 3 exons. NCBI's taxonomy places the organism in Eukaryota, Metazoa, Arthropoda, Insecta, Orthoptera, Acrididae. Bases 1 to 531 code for a protein of 176 amino acids.